AUGCGUAAAUUCCAGUCUUUCAGUAGCAGCGUUGAAUCUAGCUUGUUGCAGCCGCAAAAGGAGACUACUUCGGGCGAUUUAUAUGCAGAACCUGAAAACUUCUUAGAAAUCGAGGUUGCCAACCCGAAAACGCAGUUUCCACACAACGAUCAACGUGGGAUGUUUACUGACUACGAGAUUAUUUGUCGGACCAAUAUACCCUCGUUUUCAAAACGUUUGAGUAGCGUUCGUAGACGGUACUCCGAGUUUGAGCUAUUUCGCAAAUGUCUGCUCAAGGAACUAUCGCUGUCGAGCCAUCCAAAGGUCGUGGUUCCGAAUCUGCCCGGAAAAGUCAUUCUGGGAAAUCGUUUUAGCGACGACCUUGUCGAGGAGCGCAAGCAAGAUCUUAAUAAGUGGAUGAACUCUGUGGCUGGUCAUCCAUUGCUGCAGACUGGAUCUAAGGUGUUGGUGCGAUUCAUCGAAAACGAAAAGUUCACGGGAUAG
Messenger RNA from Lachancea meyersii CBS 8951, 483 nucleotides. NCBI's taxonomy places the organism in Eukaryota, Fungi, Ascomycota, Saccharomycetes, Saccharomycetales, Saccharomycetaceae. The record is from the annotation of a GenBank genome assembly.